GGCAUUUGACAUUUGACUAUUUGACAUUUGGUGGGCUGUAGUGGAUUAAAAUUAGUGCGACUGCUAGAAAUUAAGAAAUUAAAUAUUCUGCAAUACUAGAGAAAUCAGAAAAAUGCUGUCCUUCCAAAUUUUGGAUAAACUAAAAACUGGUAUUAGAAGCGGAAUAUGCAGUAACCGUAACAUUGGUGUCUUUGCCCCUUGCUUACAGAAAGCAAGUGAUCCCAUCCAACAAUUAUUCGUUGACAAAAUCCGAGAAUAUAAACAAAAAAGUAACAAUGGAAAAAACUUAGUCGAACCCACGCCUGAUCUUGAAAAAGAAUUAACGACUGAAUUGGAAAAAGUUGCAAAACAGUACGGAGGCGGUCCAGGAGUUGAUAUGACCAAGUUCCCCUCUUUCAAAUUUCAAGAUCCCGUUAUAGAUCCCAUAACUUUGGAAAAGUAGAUCUUUUCAUUCUGUAUGUUAAUAGUUAAUAUAUAAUUACAAAAAU
Molecule: messenger RNA, 488 nt
Organism: Anoplophora glabripennis (Asian longhorned beetle)
Lineage: Eukaryota; Metazoa; Arthropoda; Insecta; Coleoptera; Cerambycidae
Gene: ATPsynCF6
Product: ATP synthase-coupling factor 6, mitochondrial
Exons: 3
Coding region: 113-442 (109 amino acids)
Biological process (GO): proton motive force-driven ATP synthesis
Molecular function (GO): proton transmembrane transporter activity
Source: RefSeq, a predicted model, not a curated record